Paramecium tetraurelia is the source of this 1206-nucleotide messenger RNA. RefSeq lists its product as uncharacterized. The transcript is spliced from 2 exons. The record is from RefSeq and is a predicted model, not a curated record. NCBI's taxonomy places the organism in Eukaryota, Ciliophora, Oligohymenophorea, Peniculida, Parameciidae.
AUGUAGCUAGAUCAGGAAACUCUAAAUCUAUUAUUCAAAGAACUAUUUAAUUUAGAUUCGCUACCUAAUAAGGAUAGUGAAGAGUUAACAUAGUAAUACUUAUAUUAUGAUAACACUGAGAGAAAAUUUCUAAAAUGUUUUCACAAUAAAUAAUUAAAUAAUGAAAAUGAAGCUAAGUAUACCCUAUCAUCAUUGAAUAGAUUAUUACAUCGAUUUAUUGCCAGACUUGCUGAAGCUUAUUAAGUAUUGUUAGCUAAAAAGUCAAUAUUUAGAUCAAAAGCAUCAACAUUUCAACCAACUAUUUAUAAUAGUUUAUCAAACAUGUAUGAUGGCAAAUAGGGAGUUUUUAUAUCAAUUAUUCAGUCCAUAUUCACUGAAUGCAAAUUGUAAUUAGAAAUUGCCCAUAGGAAACUAACCAAUGAUGAUAUAGUUAAGCGAAUUCAUAGUUAAGAUUAUGGCUCCUAGAACAUCCAAUCUUUAUAACAAUCAUAAUAGGGGUCCAUAACUCAAUUAUUGUUACAAAGAAAUAGCCCUUAACCUGAAUGGUAAAUCAAUAUCAACAACAAUAAAAAUCUCAGCUAAUAUUAUAAAAAAACUUAUUUUAAGCUUUAUGAUUUACUUUUAAUAGACAAGUAUAUAACUAAUCAUAUAAGUAGAAUGCAAGAAGAUUAAAUUCUUUAUUUUUAAAGCAAAUAAUAAAACAUGGAAAAAUUAUACUAAUAAUUAAUGUAAUAGAAUACUCAUAUUAAGAAAUCUUUGAAUUGGGCUGUCGAUCUAGACACAACUGAAUAUGAAAAACAUCUUAAAUUAUUGCAAAUCAAAUAAGACUUGACUUUUCAAAAUAAUCAAUCUCCACCUGUCAAUAUAAUAAAAACUGAUUAAUUUGAUUGCAACAAGACAUGCAGCUCAUUUUUCUCUUAAAACCAAAAAUAUAAAGUUAGAAGUUUCUCUUAAAAUUCCAAAGUGAAGGAUCUUUAUUCAUUUAGCGAUAAAAUUAACCUUUUUCGUCCAAACUACUAGGAUUCCAUUAAAUUUAGAAUUUCCUAAUCACAUUUAGAUAAUUAUAAACAAUAAUAAUGUUCAUUAGCUUAAUAAUAAAUAUUAAGAUAAUCUCCUGUAAUUAAUAUAUUAACAAGGAAAAGGAUUUUUGAAUAAUAAACUCAAAAUUCCAAAAAAAAAAAUAAGGCUUGUAGAUUUAAAAAUUGA